Molecule: messenger RNA, 864 nt
Organism: Gymnogyps californianus (California condor)
Lineage: Eukaryota; Metazoa; Chordata; Aves; Accipitriformes; Cathartidae
Gene: KDELR2
Product: KDEL endoplasmic reticulum protein retention receptor 2
Exons: 5
Coding region: 38-676 (212 amino acids)
Biological process (GO): protein retention in ER lumen; endoplasmic reticulum to Golgi vesicle-mediated transport
Cellular component (GO): endoplasmic reticulum; cis-Golgi network; membrane
Molecular function (GO): ER lumen protein retrieval receptor activity
Source: RefSeq, a predicted model, not a curated record
CCCGGCUCCGGGCUGCGCUGCCGCCUCUGCCGCCGCCAUGAACAUCUUCCGCCUCACCGGGGACUUGUCCCACCUGGCGGCCAUCAUCAUCCUGCUGCUCAAGAUCUGGAAGAGCCGCUCCUGCGCGGGUAUUUCUGGGAAAAGCCAGCUUCUGUUUGCACUGGUCUUCACUACCCGUUAUCUGGACCUCUUCACUUCAUUCAUUUCAUUGUAUAACACAUCUAUGAAGCUUAUCUACAUUGCUUGCUCGUAUGCCACUGUGUAUCUGAUCUACAUGAAAUUCAAGGCUACCUAUGAUGGAAACCAUGAUACAUUCAGAGUGGAGUUUCUGAUAGUUCCUGUUGGUGGACUCUCAUUUCUUGUCAAUCAUGACUUCUCUCCUCUGGAGAUACUGUGGACCUUCUCCAUCUAUCUUGAAUCAGUUGCUAUUCUCCCUCAACUUUUUAUGAUCAGCAAAACUGGUGAAGCAGAGACGAUCACUACUCACUAUCUUUUCUUCUUGGGUCUGUACCGUGCCUUGUACUUAGUCAACUGGAUUUGGCGCUACUAUUUUGAGGGAUUUUUUGACCUCAUAGCUGUUGUUGCUGGUGUGGUCCAGACCGUUCUUUACUGUGACUUCUUCUAUUUGUAUGUUACAAAAGUACUCAAGGGAAAGAAGCUCAGUUUGCCAGCGUAAGUGCCAAAAAAACCAUCACCAGCAUCUGUCCUUUUGGAUGCUUGGACAGAACAAUCCUUAUCACAAGCAAAGGCGAAGAUGCUUGAGACAGAAAGUCAGAAACACAGCUCUUUAUAGUGCAGGUAGUCAUCAGCGGCUCUGUAAGAACGGAGGAAAAACAACCAGCAGAUUUCUGUUUGAUGCAUCUU